Molecule: messenger RNA, 291 nt
Organism: Entrophospora candida
Lineage: Eukaryota; Fungi; Glomeromycota; Glomeromycetes; Entrophosporales; Entrophosporaceae
Source: the annotation of a GenBank genome assembly
AUGGAACUUAAUAAUAAAAUUGCACAACAGCAACAACAACUAGAAAAAUAUAAAAAUGAGAUCAGGGGUAGUGAAGAUUCAGAACAUCGGCAUUCUGCAUCAUUGUUCACUCUUCAAGAUGUUUGUGCAUUGAGAGCAAAUUUCCGGUCAGCUAGGGAAGCAAACUUAGUUAUUCUUAAUGUUAAUGCAGAACUUGAUAUAGGAACAAGUGAAGCUGUUACUGAUACAUUGGUGGCUCAUUUAAUAUUUCUUACUGUUGACUUUAAUGAAUGGCCCUUGGUAGUUAAGUGA